Protopterus annectens (West African lungfish) is the source of this 8771-nucleotide messenger RNA. RefSeq names its product Ral GTPase activating protein catalytic subunit alpha 2 (gene RALGAPA2). The record is from RefSeq and is a predicted model, not a curated record. The transcript is spliced from 38 exons. Gene Ontology annotation, biological process: positive regulation of GTPase activity; regulation of small GTPase mediated signal transduction. Lineage: Eukaryota; Metazoa; Chordata; Ceratodontiformes; Protopteridae. Bases 65 to 5824 code for a protein of 1919 amino acids. Gene Ontology annotation, molecular function: GTPase activator activity. Gene Ontology annotation, cellular component: cytoplasm; nucleus.
UCUCAGUAGUCACGUUUGCGCGCUAUUAACCCCUUCUGUGGCGCCCAGCAAGCUUGGCGACGUCAUGACGCUGCACCUCGCUCACCGUGGUCAGUUCCGUGUUUACACACCCACUAAGGGAACAGCUACCAGUACUGCGGUAGCUGGCUUACAUUGGAAAGUGGGCGAAGGAAAGAACAGUACCAGGGAAACUACAUGGUAUACCCCACAACCCCGAAUCCACAGCGUAAUGUUUUCUCGAAAGAGUCAUGGAGACGUCAAGAAAUCUACACAGAAAGUUCUGGACCCAAAGAAGGAUGUAUUGACUCGUCUGAAACACCUCAGGACAGUAGUAGAUAAUCUUGAGAGGAGUGAUCUUAAGCACUUCUUUGAUACCAACUAUUCUCAUAUAUAUUUUAUCUUCUAUGAAAAUUUCACUACAGUGGAGAAUAGCUUAAAACAAAAAGGGAAGUCUCACAGGGAGGAGCUGGACUCCAUCUUUUUUCUUUUUGAAAAAAUUCUACAACUUCUACCUGAAAGAAUUUAUUAUAGAUGGCAGUUUCACAGUAUAGGUUCUAUUUUGAAGAAACUUUUGCACACUGGAAAUUCCAUGAAGAUAAGAUGUGAAGGAAUACGAUUGUUUCUCCUCUGGAUCCAAGCCCUGCAAAACAACUGCUGUGAGGAACAGUUUCUGAUAUUUGCUUGCCUUGUUCCAGACUUUCCUGCAACUAUUUCAUCAAAAGGUCCUUGCACACUGGACGUGCUUAUUAACCCUUCUUCUAACUUGCCCGAUGCAAAGAUUGUACCUGAAGAAAUAACCCCACUAUUGCCUGCUACAGAAAAAAUUCCAGAGGACCAGACAUGCUUCUUUCUUCAAGUAAUACUAAAAUAUAUGGUUACUCAGGCUGCAAGCUUAGAGUGGAGGAACAAAGAAAACCAAGAGACUGGCUUUAAGUUCCUCUUCGCCUUAUUUAGGGAGUACUAUCUUCCUCAUUUAUUUCCAUCCUUUUCAAGAGUAACUAACCUGUACAAACCUACACUUGAUGUUCCUCAUUUGAGGGCAAAGCCAGUUUAUGUUUCUGUGGUGCGUAACAGUGAACAUGUAUACAGCACAAGAGAUCAAUACAUGGAAGCUCGUGUUUGCUUUAUUAAGUGGCUUGUAACUUUCUUUCUGGAAAAGAAGUACAUUCCAGCAAAUCUGAACACUAAAAAUGGUGAAGUGCUACCCAAGCUUAUCCAGACUGUCACUACUGGUAGUGCAAGUCAGGAGAAAAACACUGAGUCAGAAACUGAUGGUCAGUUGGAGCAGGAGAAGUGCCAUUCUAAUAGCAGUACCCUGUCAGAUAGGCGGCUCAGCAAUUCUAGUCUCUGCAGCAUAGAAGAAGGACAUCGAAAUGAGUAUGAUCUGGUGCAGCAGAUUUUACUUUCAUCUCGUGAUUAUGUAAACUUUGUUAAUGAAGUAUUUUACCAGGCUUUUUUGCUGCCGCCUUGUGAUGCAUCAGCAGUAAGGAAAGUAACAAAGGUGUAUCGCAAGUGGAUCCUGCUAGAUAAACCUUCUUUCAUGGAAGAACCAGAAGUGAAGGAGUCUUCGAGUAAUACAGUUGAGAACUGUGAGGGCUUGAUUGCGACUGAAGUAGACAGCAAACAGGGCUCUGAAAAUUCUCGACACAAGCGCUCUUCCAGCUGGGGGAGAUCCUAUUCCUUCACAAAAGCUGUCAAUAAAGGUUCUGUGUUUGAUGCUGAAAACAGGGACAUUAAAGCUGGUGUUCAGGCCACAUUACAGGUGUUCCUGACCAAUUCUGCUAAUGUGUUCUUGUUGGAGCCAUGUCCUGAUAUUCCUAAACUGUUGGCUGAUCACCUUGAAGUUUGUAGGUCAGUUCUUCACAUUUACAGAAGAAUGAUCAUGGAAAUCCCAAUGAAUCAAAAGACCUGGGAGCAAAUGCUAAAAGUACUUCUCAGAAUCACAGAAACUGUUAUGCGAAAGCCUAGGGAUAAUUCAAAUGGGGAUAAUUUUGCCAACUGCUUAUCUGGAGUUCUUUUCAGGACGCUAAUGGUUGCUUGGAUCCGAGCAAACUUGUGUGUUUUCAUUUCUCGGGAACUUUGGGAUGAAUUACUUAGUGUGCUUUCCUCUCUCACUGCAUGGGAAGAGUUGAUAAUUGAAUGGGCCAACAUCAUGGACUCUCUUACAGUUGCACUGGCAAAAGCUGUGUAUGGUCUUGAUAUGAACAACCUGCCUUUAGAUAAGCUAAGUGAACAGAAAGAAAAGAAGCAAAGAGGCAGAGGUUUUAUUCAGGAAUCCCAGAGGGUACCUUCAUCUGGAAAAACAUUUAAUCUGAGUUUACGAACGUGUACUGAUAUUCAGGAACCAAUGAGAUUGCGAAGUGCUACCACGUCAGGUGCUCCUGGAGUUGAAAAAGCUAGAAAUAAUGUUCUUCAGAAAACAACAGAUGUUGAGGAGGCACAACAAGGAGAAAAUGCAUCUGUCACAGAGGCUGGGUCUUGCAGUCCUGAAACAGAUCAGGAACAACAGCUGCUUCGAAGCAGCAGUACUUCUGAUAUUGCAGGACAGUUUUCUUCUGAUCUCUUUCAAGGUCAGAGGAGAGACAGCUCCCAAUGCACCAUUCAGUCAUACCCUGCUGCUGUACAAGAAGGAAAGGAACUUACGAAAAAAGAAAAUGAAGCCCCCGUGAUACUAAUACGGAGAAGCAGCAGUCCUGCUGAAAUAGACUGUCGACCUGAAAUCCAGUAUUCACAUGCGAGAGUACGACUGAAAGAUAAAAGUGAAAGCAUGAACAGUGAAACAUCAAAUGGCUGUGCCAGUGAUGGUGAGUCUUGCUGGCAGACCUUUGAGGAGGAACAUGACACAGCACCAAUGGAUGGUAUCACUGAUCCUGAUGUAACACGGCAGUGGCUUCAGCUAAGUCCUUCCGAUCCUCCUCCAACGCUUGCAGACAGCAGCGAGUGCCUUACUGAUGAUUGCAGCAUCAUUGCCGGAGGGGGUCUUACUGGCUGGCACCAGGAUUCAGCAGCAGUGCUAUGGAGGAGAAUUCUAGGAAUCUUGGGAGAUGUGAACAAUAUUUCGUGCCCAAAAAUCCAUGCCAAAUUAUUUGGGUAUCUUCAUGAGCUAUGGCAUAAAUUGGCAAAGAUAAGAGAUAACCUUGGUAUUAGUUUUGGCAGCAUUUCUUCACGUCCUCCUGUUUUAAUCCCACCACUACGAAUGUUUGCAUCUUGGCUUUUUAAGGCUACCACAUUACCAAAUGAGUUCAAGGAGGGAAAACUUCAAGCAUAUAGGCUCAUCUGUGACAUGAUGACUAGACGACAAGAUGUGCUGCCAAAUUCUGACUUUCUGAUACAUUUUUACCAUGUGAUGCACAAGGGCCUUAUUACUGAAGAUCAGGAUAUCUUGAAUAUCAUUAUCAGGAACUGCUCUCCCCAUUUUUUCUUCUUGGGUUUACCUGGCUUUACUAUGCUGGUUGGGGACUUUAUCACUGCUGCAGCCAGACUACUCAACUCAGACAGCAUGGAGGCCCCUCGUGUUGAAGCACAGAUAAUUCUUGGUUCUUUGGUUUGCUUUCCAAAUGUUUACAAACAAAUGCCAUUGUUGCAGUCAAUCAGUGGAACUGCUGACAUAAUCUCAGGAGAUGAAGAUAUCAAGUAUUACUUGAUAAAUCUUCUACUUUCAAAUGCAAGAAAUGAACCAAGUGAAACUGCAAGGUGCAUUGCCAUCUGCAGUCUUGCUGUUUGGGUGUGUGAAGAACUUGUGCAGUGCACAAACCAUCAUCAAGUCAAAGAUGCAAUAAAUGUUAUUGGUGUAACACUAAAGCUUCACAACAAAGUUGUUGCACAAGUAGCCUGUGAUGCCUUUCAGUUGUUAGCCUCUUACUGGGAAAAACUUCAGGCUUACGAAGUACACCUGGCCACGAAAGUAAUUGAAAUUCUUGUGGCUACAAUUAUGUUUCUUUUACCCAGUGCAGAACAUUCAUCCAUGGAAGCUGAUAAAAAGCUUAUAGUGUCGUUGCUGCUGUGUCUGUUGGAUUGGUGUAUGGCACUGCCGAUGAGAUUUCUCCUGGAGCCCAUUUCUACCUCUGUUCUAGAUGACCAUUCCCAGGAAUCCCUUUUGCUGGAUUAUAUCUACAGAGUGCUACACUGUUGUGUCUAUGGUUCAAAUCUUUAUACCCAACAAAGCCAUUACCUGCUGAGUCUUGCUGAUCUCUCCUCUGCAGAUUAUGAUCCUUUCUUGGUAGUGGGGAUUGUCAAGAAUUCUGAGGUCACACAGUCUCACUCUCCGGAUUUUAGUAACCUCCUCACUGUUGCUGAGGAGAAAAAGCGAAGAAGUUUGGAACUAAUACCAUUGACUGCCCGUAUGCUAAUGACACAUCUUGUGAACCACUUAGGCCACUAUCCUCUUAGUGGAGGCCCUGCCAUCCUUCACAGCCUUGUCAGUGAGCAUCAUGACAACUUCUAUGUGGACUCUGCAGAACUGUCAUCUGAGGUUUUUAAAAGCCCAAACUUGCAGCUGUUUGUAUUCAAUGACACUGCUCUCAUCUCUUACCUACAGCUUCCUGCAGAAAGUAUACCAUCUGGGCAGGAAGCAGUGGCUGCAUCACAUGUAAGAAUUAUUGUAAGAGAUAUCUCAGGAAAGUAUUCUUGGGAUGGUAGAAUAUUAUAUGGCCCCUUAGAUGCCCAAGUAAUCAGCCACACCAAAAUAUCAGUAGUACCUUCAGAUGAUCAGUUUGGAGAAGAUGAAACAGCUUUUAUGUUACAGUCUCAUCUUACAGAAGUUGAGGAGGAUGUUUUAGACCAACUAUUGGAAAACCUAGGAGAAACCAGUCCUGAAUGUUUGCUUCAUCAGCACCAAAAACUGAAUGAACCUGCUCCUCCACCGUUUGGUAUGAGCUGUGAGCAAGAGAAGAACAUUAUUGAAGCCAUCUUAAGACAAAAUACACAGGAAGAAAACCAUGUACAAAGAUGGAGUAGAGAUCCAACUAUGAAGGUGCUGAGUCAGCAAAAACCAUGUCCACAAGAACCCCAAGCUCCAUUUUAUUUCUGCAGGCUAUUGUUAAAUGACUUGGGCAUGAAUUCCUGGGACAGACGGAAAAGUCUGCAUGUAAUGAAGAAGAAUUCUAAACUGUUGAGAGAACUGAAAAAUUUAGAUUCCAGGCAAUGUCGGGAGACGCACAAAAUUGCAGUGUUUUAUAUUGCUGAAGGGCAAGAAGACAAAUGUUCGAUUCUUACAAACACUGGAGGAAGCCAGGCCUAUGAAGAUUUUGUUGCUGGACUAGGCUGGGAGGUUGAUCUCUCAACUCACUGUGGAUUCAUGGGUGGUCUGCAACGUAAUGGCAGCACAGGGCAGUCUGCACCGUAUUAUGCUACCUCUACUGUGGAAGUUAUUUUCCAUGUUUCUACUAGAAUGCCAUCAGAUUCAGAUGAUUCAUUGACCAAGAAGGUCCCAUUUUUUGGUCCCCUCUUUGAUGGAGCUAUAGUGACCAGAAAGUUGCUACCAAGCCUUGUUCGUGCCACUUGUAUCAAUGCCAGCAGAGCUGUAAAGUCUGUAUUACCACUAUACCAGAGCUUCUAUGAUGAAAGGGCUCUGUAUCUUGAAGCAAUAAUCCAGAAUCAUCGAGAAGUAAUGACAUUUGAGGAUUUUGCAGCACAGGUCUUUUCUCCUUCCCCAAACUACUACUCUCUGACUGGAAUGGGCUCUCUCAGUGAAAAUAUUAUGCCUGCUGCAGCAGCAGGAAUGGAUUUUAUGGAACAGGCCUCCCCAACACUGCCACGUGCCACAAAAAAGGUCUCUGGGAAACUCCGACGCUCUGUUAGUGCUGUCAGCAAAUCUUCAGACUGAAGCACUUUUGUGACUGCUAAUGCUGAUUUUUUUCAAGGGUGCUUUUUUUGUAUGUAGAUGAUCUUUUUCGACUGAGUAAUCAAAACUGUGUAUAUUUAAAUGUUGAGUUCUUGCUUCUUUAUCUUUUGAAAAUUAUAAUUAUUUAUAAAAAAAUGCAGCAUUGUAGUUAUUAGUAUAUACAGGAAGGAAAAUAUGUAGAAUUUUAGCAUUAAAUCAUUAACACAAGCUUCUGGUUCUCUGAAAAUUUCCACGUAUUUUACCUAAAUGUAUUGCUAACUAAAAGUAGUGCAACACUGAAAGAAAUUCCCUAAAUCAUGGUGAAAGAAUGCUUUUGCAGUUGUAACAUGCACAGAAUUGAAAGCGAAGUCAGAUGUGGUCCAUAACCAACUGUAGGAUACACAACUGAGAAUAAAUUACUCAGAUCCUGUAAUGUAUAGCUUCAGUGAUAUAAAUUUAACACCAUAAUCUUUGUGAAUGUUCACUGUACGUUUUUUUUUACUUCGUCAAAGUCCAGAUUUAGACAGCAUUCCUCUCUAGUGUUUCAGAUUAUGGUAAAAGAUCAGUGGAACUUUGACUUCGCAAUCUUCAUUUUUGUAUUUGUGACUGUUUAUUAGCCAUUCUCAACACUGAAUGUGGUUCAACAUAACUAUGCUGUAUGCAGCUUUUUGCCUGUAGCAUAUGAGCUAUUAUAGUUUAGCACAAGAGCAGCAUGUUCUUGCCAGCAUUAGUGUACAGAUUUGUGAAGUAUAUAUAGCUUCUUACUGUCCUCAUGCAGUUUGAAAACUUGCCAGUACAGCAAAGAACUGCAACUACUAAAAUUCUAAUAGUGGAAGCUAUAUUUAUGUUGUUUCUUACCUGAUUAGAUUCUGUAAUACUGUAGUUAUGUGAAACCCGCUACAUGGUGAGUAAUGCGUGCAUACAGAAAAUUUGAAAUGCUAUGUGUUGAAUAAUGCCUGUAUACAGGAGUAGUUUGAAAAAGAAAAAUGCACUUUAUUCAUUAACUCUGUGGUGUUACACUUGUAUGAAAAUCAAACAGCUUUGCACAUUGGCUAUACAAACUACCAGAUUUGAAGGGUCUCUUUUCACUAGUGUUACCAUCCAGUUGAUUUGUAGGAUAGAUGGUAUAGAAAGUAGGCUCUAAUUUCACUCUUUCCUAUAAAGAAAUCAUGAAAUGUAAACAGAAUAUUGUUUUGAUGUCAGUAGACUUAUCAAUGAAUGUAUAUUUAAUGGGAGGUUAAUUGCAUAUCUACAGUACUUUCACAUUAUCUUCUAUAUGCAUGUUUUCACUGAUGUUCAGUUUGAUUCCAAGCAUUCCCUUCCUUUUGCUUCUGCAGGCCAUUUCAGAAGGUAAAUUUUCAUGUGGCACACAGAAGUUCUCCUGUUCUCAUUUUCUUUGUGACCUAAUAUGCUACAUUCCAUCCUGGUUUGAUCUUGGUAAUUUUUUCUUAGUUACUUUUAAGUAGUACAUAGAUGACCAAAAGUAGUAAUUAAAACAUAUGCAUAUUAUUAAUUUAUAAAUGUAUUGCUCAGAAUAGAGAAUAAUUAAGACAUAUGAUUCUGCAUUAUGUUUCAUUGUAUCUGUGUAAAACUGAUUUCCGUAAUUGUUUACUGCUGUGUUAUAUAAAUAUAUUCUGGUUUGCUUGCAGGUCCUAUGUUCAAUAAUGUUUGUUCUUAAAAUAUUUUUCAUGCACUCUUUGAAAAGAGGAAAUAUAUUAUUUUAAAUGUUACGUUUUGUGAAAGGGAAUGUGUGGUGGGACUGAAGCUAUAUUCUAGUUGUUUUGGGGUACAUUACUUUUGCACUCAUUUUCUGUGUAUUAUGUAAGUGAAUAUGAUUUAUGUUUCCAAAUUGACCAUACUUUAUAUUUUAUUCUAUGUAAAUAGGGAGUAAUACUUGAUAAAACAAAUGUGGUAAUAUUAAGUUAUAAUUUGAGUUUUGUUGUGUUGCUGUUGACGUUGUGAAUUAAUUUGAUUAGCUCUGAAACUAGAGCCUCAGGUGAUCUUAUCAGAUGCACUUACUGUAGUCUGGACCAGAAACUGGAAAAUCUUAAUUGGAUUGCAGAAAUGUUCACUUCGCUUUGAUCUGUGGUAUUUUAGAGGAGAGUACAAAGCAUUGGCAGGUACUUAAUAGUAGCUGUUGCAUGAGAAUUGAAGAAAAUGCAGUUUCUUUAGGAGAGUAAAUGAUUGUAGUUUCACCUGAUAAAGCACAUGUUCUCCAUUCUUUGUUCUCUUUGAAAUUGUCUGUUUUCUUCUUUUUAAGCCUGUUUUGAAUACUUUUGUACCUUUGUAGUAUAUAUCACCAAGUGAAUUUAAAAUAAGUUUUUGCUUGACAUAUAUCAUUGAAGCUUGAGAAAGUACUAAUUCAAGCAUGUUAUGUCUGAAGUUUGUAAUAUGAAGGAGUACACCUUAUCAAAAUGUAAUCAUUCGGGAUAAAUAACUAACUAGUCUAACUUCAAGAAAUGGUGUGUGUCAUUAAAAAUCGCCUGUUGUAUAGAACUGUUUCAGUUACUGGGAGUAGUAGUAUUAAUACCCCCAUGAUGCUGCUGUAGUUUUCUAAACCAGACCACUCAUUGUAUAACAGAGGAGCAUAAGGAACGUUUGGAGAGGUGCCAAAACCCUGUUACAUCUAUAUCAGUACUGCUAAACUGUGCUAGCUGGAAGACUGAUCUGAGAGCAGCAACUCAAAAUGUAUAUUGUAAACUGUAUUCAUCAGGCUGUACCCAGUUCAACUCCAGUUCAUUUUUCCUCUGAAACCAAGAAGUAAUUUCAUUGAAUUGUUUAUUUUCCUCCUUUGGCAUAAGCUGUAAUAUAACCUUUGUAAAAACAGAAAAGUAGGAAUUCCUCUCUCUAUUGUUAAUAUAUCACAGAUGUUUUUAUGAUAAAAGUGUAAUCUUUGUUACCUAAAUGAUGAGUUGCAAAAAGCUACAUUAAAAUCAUUUUGAAAUGGAAA